GUAAAAUAUAGCGGACCAACCAGUUCCAACAAUAGAAUAUGAAGGUUUCUGACCUUAAUGUCUAGGGUUUUGACCUGGCUCCUCUAAUCAAAAGGUAAAGAUAUGUGUAACGUUUCAUUUUUUUUAAGCAAAAAAUAGACCGUGUGUGAAUGUCAACGUUUCGUCCCGUUUGCCACCGUCUAUUUCGAGUGUUUGUAGAGGCUGAAAAUUGAAAAUUGUGUUGCCUUCGUUCCAUCCACACCAAGCUAGCUCGCGCUAGAUAUUGUUAUGGGAAAGGCUGUUCAUUGUAAUGACAGAUGGACGUGAAAACGGUUCUGCAAUUCGCCGCCACCACAAGAGGCUUGUCACUACUAAUACAGGCUCUCCUAAAUGCUGCAAUCCCAGAUCACGAAGCUGAUGCAUUCACUCCUCCACGUGCAGAGGAGCCUCGGCUUCUGGACCCUGCAGUGCAAUGGUUUCUAGGGGGCCUUUCCCACUGGGAUGCAGAGCAUUUCCUCUUCAUUGCUGAGAGGGGUUACCUGUAUGAGCACAACUACGCCUUCUUCCCCCUGUUCCCUGUCAUACUGCGGGGGCUUGCAGAGACUAUACUACGGCCCCUCAGUGGCUGUCUUACACUGCGUGGACGCCUGCUACUGGCUGUUGCCUUGGGUAACAGC
This is a messenger RNA of Salvelinus sp. IW2-2015, 656 nucleotides long. Lineage: Eukaryota; Metazoa; Chordata; Actinopteri; Salmoniformes; Salmonidae. The record is from RefSeq and is a predicted model, not a curated record.